AACAAACACUUCAAAAUGAUAUAUUUUCACAUUGUUUAAACUUUACAAGUCACAAUGGCUUCAAAUAACAUAUUUCUUACAGUUCAUUUCCUGAAAAAAUUCAAAAUAUUUGAAUAAUUUUUUUUCCAAUAAUCCCAAUAAUCCCAAGUAAUCCCAAAUAAUCCCAAUAAUCCCAAUAAUCCCAAAUAAUCCCAAUAAUCCCAAUAAUCCCGAAUAAUCCCAGCAUAUUUUUGAGUGUCCACGCCUUGAAUUCAAAUAAAAAAAAAUUCUAACCUCAAAAUCAUUUUUCUUAAAUUCAUGACUGUUAUGUCCAACAUAAGCCAUUUUCUGCCAUGGAUUAUAUUUUCCAAUUAUUUUUCCAGCAUAAAUAGCGUCUGGUGUUGUGUGAUCAGCUCUGAUGAUGUAAGUAGCUCCAUAUAAAUCAUAUCCACCAUAAACAGCGUUACUUGGCACACCAGAUAUUGUUGUGUUCCAUUUCAUCCAGACGCCAUCUUCAUUUAGUUGAUCUGAAUAUGCUGAAGAGAGCAAUUUUAAUUAAUUUAUGGUUCUUGGUUCAAAGCAGAAAGCUUAAAACCUUUCAAACGUCGCACUUAGUGUCUUUUGGCUUACCUUUUGGAUCAACUUGCAGUUCCGGAUAAGUGUGGCUAUUAAAAGAGUCUUGGCAGCAACAGCUAGCAAUUAGUAAUGUAAAUGUGAUGAUAAGAAGUUUCAUGAUUGAAUAAAUGUAAAUUAAUGACUUUAAAGCUACUCGAUUUCAGCCUUUAUCAAUACUAAAAGUAGGGAGUAAGCCUUAGAUCAGCAAUUUUGAGUUUGAUGAACGACUGUGUGACUACAGUCCUGCUGUGUGACUACAAGCCUUGCUUUAUCUGUCCUUUGGAGAAAAUGCUCUCAGUACAAUUAAUUGAGAGUCAGUUUGUUAUUAAUAACAAAAAUUUUAUUUUUUUCCGGGAUUUUCUCAUCAAUUUGAUGCAUUAAAAUUCAUCGCAGUCCACAGUUUAAGCUAGUUGAGAAGGUUUGCAAUUUUACUUCAAGGAAUAAUGACUAAAAGAAUUCUCAUCCUCCUUUAUAUGACCUUAACCUUCCGCCACUCACUCGCAUCAUCAGAAAUCGAAUGCACUUACAACACAUUCAGCUACACCGUACUUGGACUGAUAUAUCAGUGCGAUGUAAAGAAUGAUUUAAAAAUAUUUAAUGAUAAAUCAGCAGUCAUUAGCACAAUCGAUGGUGUCCAUGAAGGCACAAAAGGCAAUAAUGAUGUCAUCGGAUUUUACGCAAAUCAAAAAACAAUUCAAGUUUUUCCAAAAAAUCUCGAAAAAUUCUUCAAAAAUUUAAAGGCUUUGUGGAUCGCAAAUUGUGAAUUGAAGGAAAUUUUUCAGUCAGAUUUGAGGAAAUUUCCGAAAUUGGCUUUUAUUUUGCUGCCUGGAAAUAAAAUUGAAGUCAUUGAGGAAGGACUUUUUGCAUAUAAUCCAGAUUUAGAGAUUGUUGGGUUCGUUGACAACAACUUAAUUCAUGUGGAUCCAAAUGUGUUUGAUAAUUUGAACAAAUUGAGUUAUUUUUGGUUCAACAAUGCAUCUUGUGUCAAUAUUGCAGUUCAUAAUAUGAAGGACAAAGUCAAAAUGGCUCUUAAUAUUUUGAGGAUGCAUUGUGUAAGCUCUAAAGUUGUUGCUAUAGAUGAGAACCUCAAAAACCUUAAAGUUGAUUCAGUGAAUGUCAAAGUUUUCGCCGCAAAUAUUAAAGCAUUGGAAACAAGAUUGAAGAAUUCAAAAUUCUCGAAAUUCCGUCCAUUGAUGAAUAAUUUUGAGAAUCUUGGGGAUUAUUCAAGUUGUGGAAAGGGGUCUGGUGUGUCUGAUGGGAGAUUAGAAUAUGUUAGAUUGAAUACCAGUCUAUUUGCAAGUCGUUUUGGCGGUAAUAUUGGCUUGCCUUAUUCAAAAGAUUUUAUAAGAAAUUCUGAGCCAUUUGAUGAUGACUUCGCUAGACCAACAUCGAACCUGAAUCCCACAAACAAUCAAAGCAAUCGAGAAGUUUUUUAUAAGUACAAUUAUUCAUCGAGGAAUCCAUUUCAAUACAUUCCUGACAUGCCUAUUGCUCCUAACAUAAAAGCUUCCCAAUGUGAUGAACUCGAUGACCUUAAAGCAUCCCAAAGCAACAUCGAAAAUUCAUUAUCAGAACUCAAAGCUUCUCAAAAUGAUCAAAAGGUUGCAAUUAACCAAUUAGACUCAAAAAUCACAAUCCAGCUUGAAAACAUCCAGAAAUUUUCACAAAAUUCCCUCAAAAGCAUGCAAGGUUCCCUCAAAAUUUCCCAUAAUUAUGUAAUAAGCUCCAUUGGAGGCAUCAAAAAUACAACAAAUGAACUUAAAGCAUCACAAAGUGAGAUUAUGGAUUCUUUACUUAACCUCAAAAACUCACAAGACGAUGCUGAAGCUUUAAUUAAGUCAAAUGAGAAGAAAAUUGAGGAUUUGAAUGAAAAACUAUUGAAUCUUGAGGAAAAGCUGGAAAAUUUAUCUGAAAAAAUGGAGAAAAUUGAGAAUAAGUUGGGAAAUUUUGCACAUAAAGUUGCUAUUGAUGUUGAAAAAAAGAUGAAAGGAGUUGAGAUGAGGAUUGCGAAGAAAAUUGAGGAAGUUCUGAAGAAUGUUUUGGCUGAGAAACUUUAAACAAAUUAAAAAAAUUCCAAAACAGGU
Molecule: messenger RNA, 2678 nt
Organism: Chironomus riparius
Lineage: Eukaryota; Metazoa; Arthropoda; Insecta; Diptera; Chironomidae
Source: the annotation of a GenBank genome assembly